Acanthosepion pharaonis is the source of this 1449-nucleotide messenger RNA. The record is from the annotation of a GenBank genome assembly. NCBI's taxonomy places the organism in Eukaryota, Metazoa, Mollusca, Cephalopoda, Sepiida, Sepiidae.
AUGAGUAAUCUUUUGUCCGUCUUACACACAUAUCUAUAUGUAGCCCAACGUUUAUCUUUUUCUCUCACUUUCUCUAAAUUCCUAACAUUUCUUUCUCUAAAUUUCCUACCUCUCUCUCUCUCUCCCCCCACGCUCUCUCAAAUAUCUGCAUUUCUCACUCACUCUGUUUCUCUCUCUAUGAAGUCCUUACAGUUCAUCCUUUUGUGUCUCAAGUCACUAUAUUCAUCUCUCUCUCUCUAUCUAUCUAUCUAUCUAUCUAUCUAUCUAUCUAUCUAUCUAUCUAUCUAUCUCUCUCUCUGUCUCUCUCCCUUUCAAAGCCUAAUAUUUCCUUCAGGUCCCAAACGAAAAGAAAUUCUCCCUAUCAUAUCCAUCAUUUCUACUUCCCGUUGUCUCUUCCCUUUUUCCUGCGUCCAUCUCUCCGUCAGUUUUCCUAUAUCAGCACCUUUCUUUUAUUUCUCUCUCUCUCUCUCUCUCUCUCUCUCUCUCUCUCUCUCUCUCACGCUCCCUCCUCACAGAGAAGCUUCCUCCCUCACUUCCAAAUAUCUCUUUCUUCCUCUCCCUCUCGUUCUCUUUCUCGUUUUCUCUCUCUCUCUCUCUCUCUCUCUCUUUCUCUCUUUCUAUUUCCCAUUUUCUUUAAUUCCAUCUCUCUCCUACCUCUCAAUUACUGCAUUAUCAAAUGAGAAACUCCCAUCUUCCUUUCCUUCUUCGAACACUCGAAUUGCCAUCAUUCCUUCUUCCUUACCCUUAUUCCUUAUUAAGACCAAACUCAAGAUGGACACGCACGCACUAAGCUGCAUUAAUUCGUAUAGAGAAGCCCUUCUUUUUCUUCUCUUCAGCGGUUGUGUUCUGAAGCGAACUCCAAGAAGCUGCCAGCCGAACGAGAAGACAUAUUUUCGGCGCAGUCUACAGUUACAGACACUCGUCUUUAGACGUCUCCAGCAAACUACUUCAGCGCCGAUCUGCGAUCCUUUUCUUCCAACACUAAACUCAUUCAGCCAUUUUGUUCUGUGCCUCUUUUCUCCCAAACCCUGUCUGUCUGUCCGUCCUCCUAUCAGCCUCUAUGACUUUCUUAUUCUCUCUCUCUCUCUCUUCUUUUCUCUCUCUCUCUCUCUUUAUUUUAGAUUUCUCACAUAUUGUCUUUUUUCCUCCUUCGCUUUUUCAAUGUAUUUCAAAGCUUCACAUUACUACUUGCCAUAUUUAAUCACGAUUUCCUUGUUUCGCGUCCACCAUCGCGUCCUCCAUCGCGUCCACCAUCGUUUAACCAUAAGAACCGCAGUUUUAUUCUACCAUACACAGUCAAAUGCACACUCAGUUCCUGUUUUCUCUCCCUCUCUCUCUCUCUCUCUCUCUCUCUCUCUCUCUUUCGAUAUUUCUCACUCAUUUUCUUUUUUUCUUCCUUCACUUUUUAAAUCUAUUACAAAGUCUCACACUACUACUUGCCAUAUUUAG